AUGUGGUUCCUUGUGCUCCUCUGUGCUGCCUCUGCCCUCUGCCAGGGUGUCACCAGGCUGCCCUUGGAAAGGGGGAAGAAGCUGAGAGAUGUCCUCAGGGAGAAGGAUUUGCUGCACCAGUUCUUCCAGCAUCACCACUACGACAUCGGCACCAAAUUCCCACACGCUUUUCCCAACGGAACCGGGCUGGCAACUGAGCCCCUGCUGAAUGCCCUCGACGUGGAAUACUAUGGGACCAUCUCCAUCGGCACCCCCCCGCAGGAAUUCAGCGUGGUCUUCGACACCGGCUCCUCCGACCUCUGGGUCCCCUCCGUGUCCUGCCCCAGCCUGGCUUGCCAAACCCACCGGGUGUUUGACCCCUCUCAGUCCUCCACCUACAAGAGCACAGGGCUGAGCCUGUCCAUCCACUACGGCACGGGCGAGAUGGAGGGCAUCGUGGGCUCCGACACCGUCACCGUGGCCUCUCUGGUGGACACCAACCAGCUCUUCGGCCUGAGCACCGCCGAGCCCGGCCAGUUCUUCGUCGACGUCCAAUUCGAUGGCAUCCUGGGCCUGGGAUACCCAAACCUGGCUGCUGAUGGCAUCACGCCUGUCUUUGACAACCUGGUGAACCAGAGCUUGCUGCAGGAGAACCUCUUCUCUGUCUACCUGGCCCGGGAGGCAGCAGGGAGUGUGGUCAUCUUCGGGGGCAUCGAUGAGUCCUAUUUCACUGGCCCCAUCCACUGGAUCCCUGUAUCUUACCAGGGCUACUGGCAGAUCUCCAUGGACAGCAUCAUUGUGAACAGCCAGGAGGUCGCAUGCGCUGGCGGCUGCCAGGCCAUCAUCGACACCGGCACUUCCCUCCUGGCCGGGCCACCCUCGGGCACCAGGAGCAUCCAGAGCGCAGUUGGGGCCAGGCAGGGCGAGUAUGGAGAGCACAGUGUGAACUGCAGCUCCAUCCCUGCCAUGCCCGAUGUCAUCUUUGUCAUCGACGGGGUCCAGUACCCCGUGUCUGCCUCGGCCUACACCGAGCAGCAUAACCAAGAAUCGUGCAUGAGCAGCUUCCAGGACACCUCUGGGGACCUCUGGAUCUUGGGAGACGUCUUCAUCAGGGUGUACUACAGCAUCUUUGACCGGGCCAACAACCGCGUUGGGCUGGCCAAGGCUGUUUAG
Molecule: messenger RNA, 1152 nt
Organism: Onychostruthus taczanowskii (white-rumped snowfinch)
Lineage: Eukaryota; Metazoa; Chordata; Aves; Passeriformes; Passeridae
Product: embryonic pepsinogen-like
Exons: 9
Coding region: 1-1152 (383 amino acids)
Biological process (GO): proteolysis
Molecular function (GO): aspartic-type endopeptidase activity
Source: RefSeq, a predicted model, not a curated record